UGGGUGUUCUGUGAACCUGUAAUAAUAGAGCAUCCCGUCCUCCGCCCCCGCCUUCCCUUCCCACGCCGCCCGUGCCGCCCCAGAUCGGCAAAUCCGCCCGCAUCUACCCCGCGCGCGUCCCGGAUGGCCACUUCUUCCUCCGCCCGCCCCGGGGUUCCGUAGCAUGGGCCACUCUCUCUCCUCGCAUUCCAAAUCCACCCUCUCCUCCCCGCCGCGCCGCAGCAGGUCGCUCUCGCCGAUGAGUCCGCCGCCGCUGCGGCUGACCGCGCCGAUGCAGAUCGCUGCGGAGGACAGCGGCAGUGACAGUUCCUCCUCGUUUGCGCCGCCCGCCCGGGACUACACCCAGGACCUGCCCGACGAGAUCCUCGCGCUCGUCUUCGCGUCGCUCUCGCCCACCGACCGCAACGCCUGCUCCCUCGCCUGCUCGCGCUGGAUGGAGGUCGACGCCACCACGCGCCACCGCCUCUCCCUCGACGCCCGCGCCGCGCUGGGCAACGCUGCCCCCGCGCUGUUCGCGCGGUUCACGGCCGUCACGAAGCUGGCGCUCCGCUGGGCGCGCGGGUCGGGCGCGGACAGCCUCUCCGACUACGGCGCUGCGGCGGUGGCCACCGCGCUGCCCUCGGGGCGCCUCUCCAGGCUCAAGCUCCGCGGCCUAAGGCAGCUGUCCGACGCCGGUCUAGCCUCGCUCGCUGCUGCCGCGCCAGCGAUCCGCAAGCUCUCCGUUGCGUCCUGCACCUUCGGACCCAAGGCAUUCGUCGCCGUGCUCCAGUCCUGCCCCCUCCUCGAGGACCUCUCCGUCAAGCGCCUCAGGGGCCUACCAGACACGGCCGGUGCCACCACUUCCAUUGCUGAGGACAUCAAAUUUCCACCGGCUUCGUCCCUGCGUUCUGUUUGCCUCAAGGAUCUAUAUAGCGCUCUAUGCUUUGUGCCGCUUGUGGCAUCCUCACCAGAACUCCGCUCGCUCAAGAUACUGCGGUGCUCCGGCGCCUGGGACCUGCCAUUGGAGGUCAUCACUGCACGUGCUCCUGGACUUGUUGAGCUUCACCUCGAGAAACUACAGGUCGGCGACCGUGGGCUUGCUGCGCUUUCUGCCUGUGCCAAUCUGGAGGUCCUGUUCCUUGUCAAGACCCCUGAGUGCACUGAUUCGGGCAUCAUCAGUGUUGCCGAGAAGUGCCACAGACUACGCAAGCUGCAUGUUGAUGGGUGGCGCACAAACCGGAUUGGGGAUUUUGGACUCAUGGCUGUGGCACGAGGAUGUCCAAAUCUGCAGGAGCUCGUUUUGAUAGGGGUCAACCCCACCGUGCUGAGCCUCCGGAUGCUUGGCGAGCACUGUCGGACACUGGAACGACUUGCACUUUGUGGGUGUGAAACUGUGGGGGAUGCUGAGAUCAUUUGCUUGGCUGAGCGCUGGGCUGCGCUCAAGAAGCUCUGCAUCAAGGGGUGCCCAGUAUCAGAUCGUGGGAUGGAAGCACUGAAUGGUGGUUGUCCUAGUUUAGUCAAGGUGAAGCUGAAGAGAUGCCGUGGAGUGUCAUACGAGUGCAUUGAGAACCUGAAGGUUACUAGGGGGGGAUCAUUUUCCAUCAGCUUGGAUAUUGUGUUGGAGCAUGAUGCUAGGAGUGCUAGUGAAAAUGGUGCCCAGGAGAACGGACAAGCACAAAUUACUGCGCUGACUGAUCAAAUGGCAGGCAUGGACCUUCCAGUCAAUGCUGCUGGCGCACAAUCAUCGACUCAUACAAUUACCAGGAUGAGGAGCGUCGUGUCAGCACUCCGGCGUAGAAUCUCUCGCCGGGGUUUGAACCGGAGGGCUGUCGUACGGUUUGCCGAAGUCGUGGGCGUGCGCAUCGCGGGAUGUGACGGUUUGGACAUGAUACAUGGCGAGUGGGGCCCACGGGUUGGCCAGGGCCGCAGGGCGCCUAGGCGCAGGGGCGUUGUGCGCCUGGGUGCUUGUGCACGUGCCCACACAAUUGUUGAGCUGGGCCGGGUGACGAGUGGGAAAAAAUAGAAUUGUUUUUCCCUUUUUUUUCAUUCUUUUAUAUAUAAAUGGGUAUAUAUAUGUUUAUAUAUAUCUGAAUGCAUUUGUUUAUAUUAGGUCACCUAAAUUUAAUGCUUCCCUUUUUUAACGAAAACAACACCCAGACCAUUUUUAGCAAACAAGAAUUGUGCAUCGACAUGUAAUGCAACGUACAAAUAUUUUCGAAAUAACACAUGUACAUCUCAUAUUAACUCCACCUUUUAAGGAAAAAGAAAAGAAAUAACAUCUGAAUUUUGAGUAUAAAGCAAAGAAAUUUUUAGCCUAAAAUUCAGGGUGUUACAAUCGUCUACGAGAGUGGUCUGGUGGUGCACCGUACCGUGCAUUAACGACUACUUCGGCGCCCAAUGGCUACUUCAAUGGGAGACAUACACGUGGCACCGGUGGUAGUCUGGUGGUGGACCGUAUCGGUCCAGUGCCAGCCCAUUUUGGAAGUUGUCAGUCAGGAUCCUGGAGGACCCGUCCCUGUUCCCCGGUUUGGUGGUGUACCGGACGGGUUCAUUGCGCAACAUGAGAGCAAAAUUUUAGCAGGUUUUUGGAGGAAGAUUCAACGGCCAUUUGGUGCCUUGGGGCUAUAAAUAGACUCAUUUCGACCUCCACACUACACCAAGCAUACUAAGAGCAAGUACUUCACUCAGACGCAUUUGAGAGACACCAAAGCGACCCAAGCGUCCGUUCUAGUGAGAGUGGUAUUUUGUUAUUGUGUGUUCGUGUUGUGACUUCGUGGUGUUGUUUCUUUGCUCUUGUGUGUGUUCUUAUCCCCCUCUUGUUGUUCUAGAGUCGUAACUGUCAUUAAACUGUGUACGACCGUAAGAGACUCCAAGUUGUGCAGAUCCUUGCAAAGGGAACAAUAUAAGAAAGAUUUGUGGCACUCAGGUUGAUCAUUGGAUCACUUGAGAGGGGUUGAGUGCAA
Messenger RNA from Zea mays, 2942 nucleotides. RefSeq lists its product as uncharacterized. Gene Ontology annotation, cellular component: SCF ubiquitin ligase complex. The transcript has 2 exons. Bases 164 to 2002 code for a protein of 612 amino acids. Lineage: Eukaryota; Viridiplantae; Streptophyta; Magnoliopsida; Poales; Poaceae. Gene Ontology annotation, molecular function: protein binding. Gene Ontology annotation, biological process: SCF-dependent proteasomal ubiquitin-dependent protein catabolic process. The record is from RefSeq and is a predicted model, not a curated record.